Chrysochloris asiatica (Cape golden mole) is the source of this 5118-nucleotide messenger RNA. It is a transcript of the gene ABCA3, whose product is annotated as ATP-binding cassette, sub-family A (ABC1), member 3. Gene Ontology annotation, biological process: lipid transport; transmembrane transport. Gene Ontology annotation, molecular function: ATP binding; ABC-type transporter activity; lipid carrier activity. The transcript has 30 exons. Gene Ontology annotation, cellular component: membrane; intracellular membrane-bounded organelle. The record is from RefSeq and is a predicted model, not a curated record. The coding region runs from base 1 to 5118 and encodes 1705 amino acids. NCBI's taxonomy places the organism in Eukaryota, Metazoa, Chordata, Mammalia, Afrosoricida, Chrysochloridae.
AUGGCUGUGCUCCGGCAGCUGGCACUGCUCCUCUGGAAAAACUACACCCUGCAGAAACGGAAGGUCCUUGUCACAAUCCUGGAAAUCUUCCUGCCGUUGCUGUUCUCCGGGAUCCUGAUUUGGCUCCGCUUGAAAAUCCAGUCUGAAAACGUCCCCAACGCCACCAUCUACCCUGGCCAGUCCAUCCGCGAGCUGCCCCUCUUCUUCAGCUUCCCCCCUCCAGGAGACUCCUGGGGGCUGGCGUACAUCCCCUCCAGGAGCGAGGCGGUCAGGGCCAUCGCUGAGAAGGUGGAGAAGGCGUUGAUGAUCAACAUGAGAGUCCGAGGCUUCCCCUCCGAGGAGGCCUUCGAGGACUACAUCAAGUACGACAACCACUCCUCCAACGUGCUGGCCGCCGUGGUGUUCGAGCACGUCUUUAACCACAGCAAAGACCCUCUGCCUCUGGCGGUGAAGUACCACCUGCGCUUCAGCUACACGAGAAGAAACUACAUGUGGACAAAGUCGGGCUCCUUCUUCUUAAAGGAGACAGAGGGGUGGCACACUACCUCCCUCUUUCCGCUCUUCCCAAACCCAGGCCCCAGGGAACCUGCGUCCGCAGAUGGCGGAGAACCAGGCUACAUCCGAGAAGGCUUCCUGACCGUGCAGCAUGCUGUGGACAGAGCGAUCAUGCAGUACCACGCUAACGCCUCCGCGCAUCAGCUGUUCGAGAAGGUCACGGUGAUCGCCAAGAGGUUCCCCUACCCGCCUUUCAUUUCGGACCCCUUCCUCGUGGCUGUCCAGUACCAGCUUCCUUUGCUGCUCAUGCUGAGCUUCACCUACACCUCGCUCAGCAUCAUCCGGGCUGUCGUGCGUGAAAAGGAGAGAAAGCUCAAGGAGCACAUGCGCAUGAUGGGGCUGAGCAACUGGCUGCACUGGAGCGCCUGGUUCCUUGUGUCCUUCAGCCUUCUCCUCAUCGCCAGCGCCUUCAUGACCUUGCUCUUCUGUGUCAAGGUGAAGAAGAACGUGGCGGUGCUCCCCAACAGUGACCCCUCGCUGGUACUGCUCUUCCUGCUGUGUUUUGCCGUCUCCUCCAUCUCCUUCAGCUUCAUGGUCAGCACCUUCUUCAGCAAAGCCAACAUGGCGGCAGCCAUCGGUGGUUUCCUCUACUUCUUCACCUAUAUCCCGUACUUCUUCGUGGCGCCCCGCUACAACUGGAUGACCCUCAACCAGAAGCUGCUCUCCUGCCUCCUGUCCAACGUGGCCAUGGCCAUGGGGGCCCAACUCAUAGGGAAGUUUGAAGCGAAAGGGGCAGGCCUGCAGUGGCACGACCUCCUAAGCCCAGUCAACGUGGACGAUGACUUCUCGUUUGGGCAGGUGCUGGGCAUGCUGCUGGUUGAUGCUGCCCUCUACGGGCUGGUGGCCUGGUACGUGGAGGCUGUCUGGCCUGGCCAGUUCGGGGUGCCCCAGCCCUGGUACUUUUUCCUCUUGCCCUCGUACUGGUGCGGAAGCCAGAGGACUAUCCUGGGGAAGGAGGACGAAGACGAAGACCCAGAGAAAGCGCUGAAGACCGAGUUCUUCGAGGCUGAGCCCGAGGACCUGGUGGCUGGGAUCAAGAUCAAGCACUUGUCCAAGGUGUUCAGAGUUGGAACUAAAGGCAAGGCAGCUGUCAAGGACCUGAACCUGAACCUGUAUGAAGGGCAGAUCACGGUCCUGCUGGGUCACAACGGUGCCGGGAAGACCACCACCCUGUCCAUGCUCACAGGUCUCUUCCCCCCGACAAGCGGACGGGCGCAUAUCAGUGGGUACGAGAUCUCACAGGACAUGCCUCAGAUCCGGAAGACUCUGGGUCUGUGUCCCCAGCAUGACGUCCUGUUCGAUGACCUGACGGUGGCAGAGCACCUGUACUUCUAUGCCCAGCUGAAAGGCCUGUCACUACAGAAGUGCUGGGAGGAAGUCAGGCAGAUGUUACGCAUCCUGGACCUGGAGGAAAAACAGUCCUCCCUGAGCAAGUUCCUCAGCGGGGGCAUGAGGCGCAAGCUGUCCAUCGGCAUUGCUCUGAUCGCAGGCUCCAAGGUGCUGAUGCUGGACGAGCCCACCUCGGGUAUGGACGCCAUCUCCCGGAGGGCCAUCUGGGAUGUGCUCCAGCAGCAGAAGAGUGACCGCACCAUCCUGCUGACCACCCACUUCAUGGAUGAGGCUGACCUGCUAGGGGACCGCAUUGCCAUCAUGGCCAAGGGGGAGCUGCAGUGCUGUGGGUCCUCGCUCUUCCUCAAGCAGAAAUACGGCGCGGGGUACCACAUGACUCUCGUGAAGGAGCCCCACUGUGACCCAGAGGCCAUCUCCCGGCUGGUCCACCACCAUGUUCCCAAUGCUGCCCUAGAGAGCAAUGCCGGGGCCGAGCUCUCCUUCAUCCUGCCCAGAGAGAGCACAUACAGGUUUGAAACUCUCUUCGCUAAGCUGGAGAAGAAGCAGAAGGAGCUGGGCAUCGCGAGCUUCGGGGCCUCUGUUACCACCAUGGAGGAGGUCUUCCUGCGGGUCGGCAAGCUAGUGGACACAAGCAUGGACAUCCAGGCCAUCCAGCUUCCAGCCCUGCAGUACCAGCAUGAGCGGCGGGCAAGCGACUGGGCAGUGGACAACCACCUGUGCGGCGUGAUGGACGCCAGUGACAGCACUGGCGUCCUCAUCGAGGAGGACUGUCCCGCCAUCCAGCUCAACAGCGGGCUCACCCUGCGCUGCCAGCAGUUCUGGGCCAUGCUGGUGAAGAAAGCCACCUACAGCUGGCGGGAGUGGAAGGUGGUGGCUGCCCAGGUCCUGGUCCCUGUGACAUGCCUCACCCUGGCCCUCUUGUCCAUCAACUACUCCUCGGAGAUCCUGGACGACCCCAGCCUAGAACUGACCCUGGGACAGUACGGCAGCACCGUGGUGCCCUUCUCAGCUGCCGGGACGUCGUCACUGGAUCAACAGCUCUCAGAGCGUCUGAGGGACAUGCUGCAGGCUGAGGGCCAGGAGCCCCGGGAGGUUCUGGGUGACCUGGAGGAAUUCCUGAUCUUCAGGGCAUCUGUGGAAGGUGGCGGCUUUAACGAGCGCUGCCUGGUGGCCACAUCCUUCAGAGAUGUGGGGGAGCGGACGGUCGUCACCGCUCUGUUCAACAACCAGGCCUACCACUCGCCGGCCACCGCCCUGGCCCUGGUGGACAACCUGCUCUUCAAGCUGCUCUGUGGCUCUCAGGCCUCCAUCACCGUCGCCAACUACCCUCAGCCCCGGAGUGCCCUGCAGGCCGCCAAGGACCAGUUCAGCGAGGGUCGGAAGGGUUUCGACAUCGCCCUCAACCUGCUCUUUGCCAUGGCAUUCCUGGCCAGCACCUUCUCCAUUCUGGCGGUCAGUGAGAGGGCCACCCAAGCCAAACACGUCCAGUUUGUCAGCGGCGUCCAUGUGAUGACCUUCUGGCUCCCCGCGCUGCUGUGGGACCUCCUCACCUUCCUGGUCCCCAGCCUGCUGCUGCUGGUGGUGUUUAAAGCCUUCGACGUGCGUGCAUUCACCAGGGAUGGCCACGAAGCCGACGCCUUGGUGCUGCUCCUGCUAUACGGCUGGGCCGUCAUUCCCCUCAUGUACCUCAUGAGCUUCCUGUUCUCGGGCGCGGCCACCGCCUACACACGGCUGACCAUCUUCAACGUGCUCUCGGGUGUUGCCACCUUCCUUGUGGUCACCAUCAUGCGCAUCCCAGCGGUCAAGCUGGAAGAACUCUCUAGAACCCUGGACCAGGUGUUCCUGGUGCUGCCCAACCACUGCCUGGGCAUGGCUGUCAGCAGCUUCUACGAGAACUACGAGACCAGGAGGUACUGCACGUCCUCCGAGGUGGCCGCCCACUACUGCCGCAAGUACCACAUUGAGUACCAGGAGAACUUCUACGCAUGGCCAGCCCCGGGCGUCGGCAGGUUCGUCACCUCCAUGGCCGUCUCUGGCUUUGUGUACCUUACCCUGCUGUUCCUGAUGGAGACCAGCCUUCUAUGGAGGCUCAAGACCCUAGUCUGUGCCUCCCACGGCCAGCGGACACUGUUGGAGGCCUGCGGACAAGCCCCAGCACUGCCUGAAGACCAGGACGUGGCUGAUGAGAGGAGUCGGGUGCUGGCCCCCACGCUGGACCCACCACCAAGAGACCCACCACUGGUCAUCAGGGAACUAUCCAAGGCUUAUGGGCAGCGGACGCCCUUCCUUGCGGUGGACAAGCUAUCCCUGGCAGUUCAUAAGGGCGAGUGCUUCGGCUUGCUGGGCUUCAAUGGGGCCGGGAAGACCACCACUUUCAAGAUGCUGACAGGGGAGGAGACAAUCACCUCCGGGGAUGCCUUUGUUGGGGGUCACAGCAUUCGCUUUGACCUUGGGAAGGUACGGCAGCGCAUCGGCUACUGCCCUCAGUUCGAUGCCCUGCUGGACCACAUGACGGCGCGGGAGACGCUGGCCCUGUACGCCCGGCUCCGGGGUGUCCCCGAGCGCCACAUCGGGGCCUGCGUGGAGAACACACUUCGGGGUCUACUUCUGGAGCCACAUGCCAACAAGCUGGUCAGGACUUACAGUGGCGGUAACAAGCGGAAGCUGAGUGCCGGCAUCGCCCUGAUUGGAGACCCUGCGGUCAUCUUUCUGGAUGAGCCGUCCACCGGCAUGGACCCUGUGGCCCGGCGCCUGCUCUGGGACACGGUGGCACGGGCCCGCGAGUCCGGCAAAGCCAUUCUCAUCACCUCCCACAGCAUGGAGGAGUGUGAAGCCCUGUGCACGCGGCUGGCCAUCAUGGUGCAGGGCCAGUUCAAGUGCCUGGGCAGCCCGCAGCACCUCAAGAGCAAGUUCGGCAGUGGCUACUCCCUGCGGGCCAAGGUCCGGGCCGAUGUGCAGAAGGUGGCGCUGGAGGAGUUCAAGGCCUUUGUGAACCUGACCUUUCCAGGCAGCGUCCUGGAGGAUGAACACCAGGGGAUGGUCCACUACCACCUGCCCAGUCGUGGCCUCAGCUGGGCAAAGGUCUUCGGUGUCCUAGAAAAAGCCAAGGAGAAGUUCGCUGUGGAUGACUACUCCGUGAGCCAAAUCUCUCUGGAGCAAGUCUUUCUGAGCUUCGCCCACCUGCAGCCACCUGCUGAGGAUGAGGGGCAGUGA